Messenger RNA from Xenopus tropicalis (tropical clawed frog), 2143 nucleotides. It is a transcript of the gene pten, whose product is annotated as phosphatase and tensin homolog. Gene Ontology annotation, cellular component: postsynaptic density; organelle; nucleus. Lineage: Eukaryota; Metazoa; Chordata; Amphibia; Anura; Pipidae. Gene Ontology annotation, molecular function: inositol-1,3,4,5-tetrakisphosphate 3-phosphatase activity; phosphatidylinositol-3,4-bisphosphate 3-phosphatase activity; enzyme binding. Gene Ontology annotation, biological process: negative regulation of cell communication; negative regulation of multicellular organismal process; negative regulation of cell population proliferation. The record is from RefSeq and is marked provisional.
CGCGCUGGCUUUUGCCGAAGGAAGCCAUGAUGGGAGCCUGAGCGUGUGGCGGCGGCGGGCUGAGGAGACAUGAGCAGCAGCGGCGGAGGCGGUGGCGGCGGGCGGGCUCCUGCACACGGCACUGAGUAGAGGCCGCCUGAGAGAGAGCACUUUCCGACCCUUCCCCGGCCCACAGCACGGACAUAGGGAAUAGCCGAACGGAUAUCUUGUUCUUUUUUUCCUCCCUCCCCGCACGCAGCCCCUGGGGGAAGAACCCGCAGAGUGAGGGGAGGCGCGGCCAACCUUUCCCCGUCAGGCUCAAGCCUCCGCUGGACGUGAUUGUAGGCCCUGAGCCUCCCGGGGAGCUUGGGUAACCCCCACCCCCGGCCGUACUCUGGCCUCCCCCGGCAACACCAGCAGCGGCGGCGGCAGCAGCAGGAGGAGGAGAAGGGGGAGGAGAGGAGAGCCGAGCGGCCGGGGGGGAGAGGAGCCGGAUCAGGGGGCCGCUGCUGCCCCCCAUUCCCUACAGCAGCCCCUCUCCUCCUUCUUCCCCACCCCCAGGUUCCCCGACAUGACCGCCAUUAUCAAGGAGUUCGUCAGUAGGAACAAGAGGCGGUACCAGGAGGAUGGAUUCGACUUGGACCUGACCUAUAUUUAUCCAAACAUCAUUGCCAUGGGCUUUCCUGCAGAGAGGCUUGAAGGUGUAUACAGAAAUAACAUAGAUGAUGUAGUGAGGUUUCUGGAUUCAAAGCAUAAAAAUCAUUACAAGAUCUACAACUUAUGUGCGGAGAGACAUUAUGAUACCAACAAAUUUAGCUGCAGAGUUGCACAGUAUCCGUUUGAAGACCACAACCCACCACAGCUAGAGCUAAUCAAACCUUUCUGUGAAGAUCUUGACCAGUGGUUAAGUGAAAAUGAGAACGUAGCAGCUAUACAUUGUAAAGCCGGCAAGGGCCGGACGGGGGUUAUGAUUUGUGCCUAUUUGCUACACAGAGGCAAAUUUCCUAGAGCACAAGAAGCCCUAGAUUUUUAUGGAGAAGUGCGGACCAGAGAUAAAAAGGGAGUUACAAUUCCCAGCCAAAGGCGCUAUGUAUAUUACUAUAGCUACUUGUUAAAAAAUAACCUGGAAUACAGACCGGUGCCCCUGCUCUUUCACAAGAUUGAAUUUGAAACUAUUCCAAUGUUCAGUGGCUCAACAUGCAAUCCCCAGUUUGUCGUUUACCAGCUGAAAGUCAAGAUCUUCACCUCAACAGCAGGUCCCAAGCGCAUCGAGAAGUUGAUGUAUUUUGAUUUCCCCCAGCCUUUGCCCGUUUGCGGGGAUAUCAAGGUAGAAUUUUUCCACAAACAGAACAAAGUGAUGAAAAAGGAAAAGAUGUUCCAUUUUUGGAUAAACACAUUCUUCAUACCAGGACCGGAAGAGUAUUCAGAAAAAGUAGAAAAUGGAACGUUAGUCGGGGAGCAGGAGCUUGAUGGCAUAUACAGUACAGAACGUUCAGAUAAUGACAAGGAAUAUCUCACCCUCACUUUAACUAAAAACGACCUAGAUAAAGCUAACAAAGACAAAGCCAACAGAUUAUUCUCUCCAAACUUCAAAGUGAAGCUAUUUUUCACCAAGACAGUAGAAGAAUCUUCAAACUCGGAAGCUAGCAGCUCAACCUCUGUAACGCCGGAUGUUAGUGACAAUGAACCUGAUCAUUAUCGAUAUUCUGACACCACUGACUCUGAUCCAGAGAAUGAACCUUUUGAUGAAGAUCAGAUCACACAAAUUACAAAAGUCUGAAGGGGGUUUUGUUGUGUUUUUUUUUUUUCCUCUUUUUUUUGUUUUUCCCCAAUUUUUUGUUUUUUUUGUUUUUUUUUAAAUCGAGGGAAAACCACACAGGAAUGCAAACUUGAAUAAACUGAGAAAAAAAGGACCUUUUUAAAAACAAAAAACCCGGCAUGUGACAUUGUGUCAGACACCAAGUUAUAGGAGCAAUUAUCUAUUCCUUGACCAAUCCUGCCAGCGAGGUGUUAAUGGCGCUGCUGCCCAAACGGAAAGAGAGAGACGGGCGAAAAAAAUCGUGAAUGAAAAGGUUACGUAGCGUUGUUAUGUAUAUACCCUUUUCAUGUCUGAGGACAUAUAUAUCUUAAUUAGGUUAAAUAAAGAUGGCACUUUCCCAUUUUA